Messenger RNA from Suillus subaureus, 1242 nucleotides. RefSeq lists its product as uncharacterized. The record is from RefSeq and is a predicted model, not a curated record. The transcript has 9 exons. The coding region runs from base 1 to 1242 and encodes 413 amino acids. NCBI's taxonomy places the organism in Eukaryota, Fungi, Basidiomycota, Agaricomycetes, Boletales, Suillaceae.
AUGUCUCAAGUCGAGGGCAGCAUGUUGCAUGUCGAGGGCCAGCAGGACGACUCGGAGGGCAGCACGUCACCGCAUGCCGAGGACCAGCAGGACAGAGGCAACAUUCAGCCCCAACAAUCUCAAGCAGUAGCAACACACGUGCAAGGUCUACAGAGACAGAAAAUCACUCAACUGGAGGAGAAACUAGAGGCUCUAGAAUCCAGGCAAAAAAACUGGUAUGCAGCUAAAGGAAGAGUGAUCAGAUGUGUUGUUGCCCUGUUCGAUAGUAUUGAAGACCUCAUCACUGAAAAUGACAGAAGAUACAAUGAUGAUGACCAAGAUACUAGUGUCGAUCAAGAUCGGCUGCAGAUCAGCUAUGCCACCCUAGCCAAAACUUUGCCAUGGUUUCACAAAAGAGGUUCAGAGAUAGAGUAUGAUGAAUACUCGCAUAUGUUAGAGAUGCUUCGACAAGGGGCUGAUGGUGCUUGCGGAGAUGAUACCUCGAAGCUGAAGACUCUUGUUUCAGAAUGGGUCAAUCGCAAAUUCAAGCCACUUCCCCCCGUUGACCAUGAUGAUAAGCAUUUACAUGGAUUUGCCCAUGAUUUAACCAGAGUAAGGACAGGAAUUCAACAUCGCUCAGAUAGCUAUGUUAUCACAGAUCUGUCAUUUCCCGCCUUCUUGUAUGAUAAGUACACCACCAAUCCAAAUGAUCUUGAGGAAGGCCUUUUCAAGGGCAAACUGCUUAUUCAGAGCUACAAAGCUGUGUUCACAUCACCCUCCUCAGCAAAGGACAUUGAAGGCGAUGGCAACAGCGCAGAUGUCAUCAGCAACAACCAACAGGUUAAGAAGUCCUUAUCUGGAAUCAAGGCCAAGAAACACAUAGCACAAAUCAUCCACAUGGACAAAGUCACUCCAUGCUCAAUCACAUACAUCGCAUGUCAAGUGCGAUUCACACUCUCUUCUGUUACUUCAUGGCAGUCCAUGGAUGGUGACUUUGACUAUCUGCAAUUCUGGCAGAGCAUCAUGGACUUCUUCGAAAGGGCCCCAGGUCAAGAAGUGCAUUGCAGGGUAGAAAGACUACUUGAGUGGUGGACUAGAAAAGUUUUUGGAAGGAAUCGCCAAGGUGAACUUAGCAAUGCAGCAAAGGCCAAUUUGUCCAUCAAUGCCCUUGCAAGGCAGAGGGAACAACAUGACAAUGCCGCAUUUGAUUCACCCCAGAGGAUACAGCUGUUAUUGGUAGACCCACCUGCUUGUGUUUGGUAG